UGGAGGACUGCAUAGGCUGCAGUGUUAGACUGUGUGUUUGUGUGUGCAUGUGGGUGUGCAUGUGUCUGGGCGGACUCCCGCUGUAAUGCUGCCCCAUGUGUGACUGUGCUGACCGCGACAGCCAUCCUGUUCACAGCGGAGACUUUCUCAGCAUGCAGAUGGUGUGAGCAGUCAGGGGAAAAGUUUAUAACAGCUCGUCUGAGCCUCGGCUAACUCAAUCCACUCUGCACACACUUUGGUUUGUUCAGCAGGGGAGCAGCAGCAGCAGCAGCAGCAGCAGCAGCUGAGCUGGAGUACAACUUCUGCUCGUCUCAGCUCAGGAUCUCUGUUGAUGUUGAUUGAUUACCUGUCACUGGAUUGGAUACUAAAGGUGUGCAUCACCACACGUCAGAGCUGAGGGAUUCAACCAGGCUGCUGAUUUGACAGAUAAGAGUUGCUGUAAUGGACGACCAGUGUGUGUCCCAUAGCAGUCCCCAGCGCAGCGGAUGUCAGGCCAGCAGCACAGAGAUCCAGAAGCAGGGGCGGCCGAGUGUCAUCAGAUGUGGGUGGCUCAGGAAGCAAGGAGGUUUUGUGAAGACUUGGCACAGUCGUUGGUUUGUUCUGCGAGGGGACCAGCUUCAUUAUUACAAAGACGAGGAGGAGACCAAGGCCCUGGGAGCCAUUUUCUUACCUGGAAACAAAGUUUCAGAGCAUUCGACCAGCGGUGAUGAAGGGGGGAAAUUUCUCUUCGAGGUCAUUCCAGGGGGAGACAGAGAGCGGAUGACAGCCAACCAUGAGACCUACCUUCUUAUGGCCAGCACCCAGAAUGACAUGGAGGAUUGGGUGAAAACGAUCCGCAGGGUCAUCUGGGCGCCUUUUGGUGGAGGGAUCUUUGGUCAGAAGUUGGAGGAAACUGUGCGAUAUGAACGCCGGUUCGGGAACAAGUUGGCCCCUAUGCUGGUCGAGCAGUGUGUGGAUUUCAUCCGGCAAUGGGGCCUUCGGGAGGAGGGCCUAUUCAGGCUGCCAGGACAGGCCAACCUGGUCAAAGAGCUGCAGGACGCCUUCGACUGUGGAGAAAAACCUUCUUUUGAUUGUAACACAGACGUGCACACAGUCGCCUCUCUCCUGAAGCUGUACCUCAGAGAGCUGCCGGAGCCAGUCGUCCCCUUCCACAAGUAUGAAGACUUUCUGUCCUGCGCCAAGCUCCUCAGCAAAGAUGAUGAAAUGGGUAUGAAGGAGUUGAAAAAGCUUGUGGAAAAUCUACCUCCAGUGAACUACAACCUUCUCAAGUACAUCUGCAGAUUUCUAGAUGAAGUCCAGUCAUAUUCAGGUGUGAAUAAAAUGAGCGUCCAGAACUUGGCCACAGUCUUUGGGCCAAAUAUCUUGAGGCCGAAGGUCGAGGAUCCAGUCGCUAUUAUGGAAGGUACUGUUCUGGUCCAGCAGCUGAUGGCCGUUCUGAUUGGUCGCCACGACGUGCUGUUCCCUCUGGAUGAGGACAGCCCCACGGCCCUAGAGCUCGCCAACAACAACAACAUCGAGCCACAACGGCGGCAAACCACCACAACUACCUCCGGCAUCACCACGGUGUCCCAGAACGCAGAGAACAACAACACGCAGGUGGUGCGGCAGUGUGUCUGGGAAGCGCCUGAGUCUCCGUCGCACCGCCAACAUGUCGACAACAGCGGCUCCCCGAGGUCAGCGAGCCCUCGCAACGGUGUCAUAGGACGCUUUGACAUCACCCGCAGCCCGCCACUGACUGUUAAAAAGAACCCAGCGUUCAGUAAGGGCAGUGGGAUUGUAACAAACGGUUCCUUCAGCUCCUCGCCGUCUUCAGACCCCAGUCAAGAAAAGAGCCAGACUUUGACUGGAGGUGGGAGUCUACCGAUGAGGCGCAGCGGAGCGCUCAAAGGCCCUGGCACAAAAAUGGGCACCAGUGGCGUGACAAGUGCAAACAGCUCCGGAGGGAACGGGACCGGAGUUGUGCGUAUGGGCAUUUCCGGCACUGAUGUGGUCACGGGUUUGAACGGCCGUAAUGGUCUUUGGGUACCAAAUGGCUGCGUCACGUUACGAGAAAACAACAAAACACGUGACUGCUCCCACGGGGAUCACACAUCCAAUCAGAACCGUCUGUCCACGUAUGACAACGUCCAGUUAAACCAGCAGAACCAGCAGAACCACAUCGCCAACACAUGUCUGAACAGCAGCUGCGAGGACAAGCAGAGCGUGGACAGCGCCACCUGGUCCACCUCCUCCUGCGAGAUCUCUCUUCCGGACAACUCCACUUCCUGUCGCUCCUCCACCACUACCUGCCCUGAGCAAGACUUCUACGGAGGUCACUACGAAGACCUGGACGGACCAGCGCAGGACAACGAGGCCUCACAGUCCGGAGGAGGUGGAGGAGGAGGAGAGGGGGAGGGCAGGAGCAGCAACAGAGAGGGAAGCGGAGAUGGAGCGGGGCGGAGCAGCCGGGGCACCAGCAGCAGCGAUAACAGUGAUGGUUACACUGUUGGUAACGGACCCGGUAGUCACAGCGCUCUGCACAGCUUAGUGGCCAGUCUGAAGCAGGAGAUGCACAAGCAGAAGACCGAGUACGAAGCCAGGAUAAAGAGCUUGGAGCAGCGUAACCUGGAGCUGGAGACGGAGAUGGUGAGCCUGAAUGAAGAGCUGGACCAGGAGAGGAAGAAGUACACCAUGGCGGAGAUCAAGCUGCGCAACGCCGAGCGCGCCAAGGACGACGCAGAGCGGCGAAACCAGAUGCUGCAGAAAGAGAUGGAGCAGUUCUUCUCCACGUUUAGUGACCUCACCGCGACCGGCAACACCCCAGCCGCCGCCACCGACCCCCGCCGACCAGAUCGUAACAACACCAUCUGGAUACAGUGAAGGGAGACUGGAAAUGGUUUAUUAUACGACGUGAACGUUACGAGGGCUCCAAACAGGAUUUGGCUGCUGGAUGCUGAAGGAAAAGUUGGGAAGUUACAGUGCAAAAGGUUAAAAGGCAUGUUUUAAUUUAAGAAAAAGGAGGUGUCGGGCUAAUGCGAACCACCUGUAUAAAGGUAGACAUCACCUGGAGUGAUGCCAGACUGAUAAUCUGUAAAUACAGCGUUAUUUAAACAGCUCACAGACUCAUCUGACUGAAGUAAAGGCACAGAAUACCAUUAUUAUUUUAAUUUAGCUCCCAGAGCUGUAGAGGAGGAAAAAAAUAAAAUGUUGGACAUGAAAACACAUAAAGACUAAUGAAUAAACGCCUCCCUUUCUUAAUUCUCUUAAAAAUCUAACCAAAAACAUCUUAUUGUUCCUUGUAAUUGUGUAUCUGUACAUAGAGGGAAACAGAAAAACACAGUGUCAUAUGUAUGUAAAAAGAAAGUAAUACUUAAAUGUUUAUCUGAUAUUUAAGCAUCAAUGUGCGAUAUUUUAUAUUAAGACUUCUCCUUGCACUUACAUGUUUGUUUAGUCUCUGCAAGGUGGUACUGGAUGUUCUGUCGGUCAAUGUGUGUACCAUUUAGAUUGGACAAUAUACUGUAUAUGUGCCUGUG
Messenger RNA from Centropristis striata (black sea bass), 3512 nucleotides. It is a transcript of the gene arhgap24, whose product is annotated as Rho GTPase activating protein 24. Gene Ontology annotation, molecular function: GTPase activator activity. Gene Ontology annotation, biological process: signal transduction; activation of GTPase activity; negative regulation of ruffle assembly. The transcript has 10 exons. Lineage: Eukaryota; Metazoa; Chordata; Actinopteri; Perciformes; Serranidae. The record is from RefSeq and is a predicted model, not a curated record. The coding region runs from base 442 to 2859 and encodes 805 amino acids. Gene Ontology annotation, cellular component: focal adhesion.